AUGGAUUAUGGCAUAAUAGUGUCUGAAGAGCUAUUACGUGUGUAUCCUCCAUAUAUAAAUUAUUUUGAAGUCACUAAGGAGGCUCUCAGUUCCUGUGAUCGUCAGUUCCCAAGGUUUCAUGCUUUCCUUAAGUGUAAUGAGUCCAAACCAGAGUGUGGCCGCCAGACACUAUCAGAACUACUGAUAACACCAGUACAAAGAAUACCAAGGAUCAUAUUAUUACUACAAGAUUUAUUAAAGCGUACUGAUACUGGCCACAUUGAUUACAAGCAGUUGGAGGAAUCAGUUGAAAAACUUAAGAAUGUAAUGGAACACAUAAAUGAAGACAAGAGGAAGACAGAGAAGCAGAUGCACAUGUUUGAACUUAUACGUGACAUUGAGGACGUCCCGGCGACUGUCCUUUCAUCUCAUCGUUGGUUUAUUUCAAGACAUGAUGUGUUGGAGUUAAAUAUUAGCAAUAAUGGAAAGACUAAUAAACCAUUGUCUAUAGCAUUGUUCCUCUUCUCUGACAGCAUUGAGGAUAUGUUUGUAUGGAAGACCUCAUCAGAUAUAUUACACUCAAUGCCAAAGACUGGAGGUAGCAUUGGACCCAUUGAUACUGGAACCAUUAAAAGAGCAUUCACUGAUAGUAUUAAAGGAAUGAGAAGGAAAGUGAAGAGAACUAUAUCAAAUCGUUGCAAUAGAAGACCAUUCACACCAUUGAGUAAAAAUGUUGAUCAGUUAGACACAAUGGAUGAAUCAUUUACUGAUCUUUUACUCCAGAGAUAAUGAAUACUACGUAGC
Molecule: messenger RNA, 783 nt
Organism: Amphimedon queenslandica
Lineage: Eukaryota; Metazoa; Porifera; Demospongiae; Haplosclerida; Niphatidae
Product: protein ECT2-like
Exons: 9
Coding region: 1-768 (255 amino acids)
Biological process (GO): nervous system development; regulation of cytokinesis, actomyosin contractile ring assembly; activation of GTPase activity
Cellular component (GO): cell cortex; nucleus
Molecular function (GO): GTPase activator activity; guanyl-nucleotide exchange factor activity
Source: RefSeq, a predicted model, not a curated record